This is a messenger RNA of Saccostrea cuccullata (small rock oyster), 972 nucleotides long. RefSeq lists its product as uncharacterized. Bases 68 to 745 code for a protein of 225 amino acids. Lineage: Eukaryota; Metazoa; Mollusca; Bivalvia; Ostreida; Ostreidae. The transcript is spliced from 7 exons. The record is from RefSeq and is a predicted model, not a curated record.
GUCAGUCCGUAAUCAUGGUAUACUUUGUUGUUUUCUGUCACAUGGGCGACUACGUGAACAUUACAAUAUGGGUUUGCAACUUCCGCAAUGUAUUGGAGUACUUUCAGUGCAAAUUUUUUUCAUUUUCCUCUGCUCAACCAGUUCAGUAGUUACAUUGACUGGGGAUAAAGUAUGUCACAGAGGGAAUGAAACUUCCUGUUGUAAAGACUAUGAAGAAAGAAAUAACAUAUGUGUUGAGUGUAGACCUGGAUUUCGGGGGUUUGAUUGCAACUUGACAUGUCCUGAAAAUCAUUAUGGUCCGCGUUGUAAUAUGCCAUGCAAUUGUAAUAACAUAUCUGAGUACUGUCAUCCUGUAUGUGGAUGUAUUUCAAAUCUGACCAAACCUUUGAUGAUUGACAAUGUUACCAACACGGAACAUUACGUUAACAUUACAGAUUUAGAGCAAACCAUUUCGGUGGAAUCGUGUUUAUCUUCGAUUAAUAAAUCCAUGGAAACAACAGACAAAUCCAUCGAAACAAAAAACAACAACUUUGGAAAACCCGCUGAUGAAAGACCCUCCAUUAAAGACCACACAAUUUUGAUUGUAUUUCUUGUCGUAAUGCCAUGCGUGUUAUCUGCCUGCUUGCUCCUCUUUUUCGGAAUAACUUACAGAAAAUGUUAUACCAGAAAGAAAGAAGAAGGACAUGACGAUAUUCAUAAUGCGUUAUACAUAACCCAAGAAGGAAACAGAGAAAACAACACUUAAAGCAGAGAAGAUACGUCUGGAGAUCCAGUCUAUGGUUCUUGUGAAGACUCUUGUUAUAGUACAUUAACACUGAGGGUUAACUAUGGCCCUAUACACUCAUGUAAUCAAAGCGGACCUUCUGAAGAUGUUAAUCCUUAUGGCUAUUCGUAUAAAGAGAAGGGAAAUGUAGCUAGAAUACAAGGAAAGAACGACAAUAAUAUUUAUUUCGAUAAUGAAAAUGUUCAAAU